AUGCCGCCACCGCAGCUUAGGGGUUUUGGCGGGGGGCCUGCUGUGGCAGCACCAUACCACCAGGGUGGCUUCCCCUCCCAUGCCCAACAACAGGGUGGACAUUUAGGCGGGAACCAGUACCUGAACGCCAACACACAACUGGGACCCUUCUCUGCUGCCAAUAGCAAUGCUUUUACGACAGCCGGCCUCAAUGGCCAGGGGUUCGCGGAUACGGGGUUUGGUAGUCAAAGCGCAAGAAUGGGUUUCCAUGGCCCUACAGCCGGUCUACAACAACCACAGCACGGGCAGGUUCACCAGAACAUGUUGAUGGAACACCCAGGGAUCAGGGCACAUCCCAACAAGGGCAGGAUACGGGAAGUAUGGAAGCACAAUUUGCACGAAGAAAUGGCAGUAUUGCGAGACUUGGUGGACAAGUAUCCUUACAUUGCGAUGGAUACCGAAUUUCCAGGUGUCGUUUCAAGGCCCAUGGGAGGAUUCAGAGGGAAGAGCGAUUAUCACUAUCAAUGCCUACGAACCAACGUCGAUAUGCUGAGGGUCAUACAAAUAGGGCUCACCUUCUUUAACGAAGACGGCGAGACCCCCCCUCCACGGCCCACGAGCGAUCUGAAGCUUGGCACAGCCGCUCAAAGGGCAGCGACUAAUGCUCCUUUCCCUUGUUCGUGGCAAUUUAACUUUAAGUUCUCAUUAAAGGACGACAUGUACAACGAGAAAUCGAUCGAGUCACUUCAGCAAGCCGGGAUCGACUUCAAUGCUCUCGAACGUGAUGGUAUUGAUCCUCACGAGUUUGCCUCCCUUCUGAUCCCUUCAGGUCUUGUCUGCUUCGACAACGUCAAGUGGAUAUCAUUCCAUGGCGGUUACGAUUUCGGCUACCUGACAAAGCUGCUUAUCUGCUUACCAUUGCCCAACGACGAAGUCGACUUUGACCACAAGAUGAAGCUCUAUUUCCCCACGACGUACGAUGUGAAGCACCUCAUGAAGCACGCCAUCAGGUUACACAACUCCGGCCUUCUUACACCCAGCGAUCCCAGUAGUACUGAGAUCCUGCAAAAGUUUGAACAUAAAUCAGGACUUGAGAACAUUGCCGAAACCCUCAAGAUUAAGCGUGUUGGCUCUGCCCACCAAGCAGGCUCUGACUCGUUACUCACCGGAAAGGUCUUCUUCUCUAUGCGCGAUAAGAUAUUUGCCGGUGAUAUCCCCGAUGAGCAUGUUGGCAAGGUCUGGGGCCUGGGUUUCCCUGACUCAAAUGCGAGCCUUGUCAUGUCGAUGAUGAACCAGCAAAGCGGAAACGAUGGGCAAACAAAUGGCAACGGACCUAGCACUCCUAACACGACAAAUGCUGCGUUAGCCACCACCCCAGGACCACAAGGGCAGAACGGCAUCAUCAACACUGGGCCUAUGACUCCUGGUGGAGGAGGAGGUGUGUUUGGUAACUUCGCUUUCGGCGGAAACCGGUAA
Messenger RNA from Fusarium tjaetaba, 1455 nucleotides. RefSeq names its product ccr4-not transcription complex subunit 7. Gene Ontology annotation, cellular component: P-body; CCR4-NOT core complex; CCR4-NOT complex. The record is from RefSeq and is a predicted model, not a curated record. The transcript is spliced from 2 exons. Lineage: Eukaryota; Fungi; Ascomycota; Sordariomycetes; Hypocreales; Nectriaceae. The coding region runs from base 1 to 1455 and encodes 484 amino acids. Gene Ontology annotation, molecular function: nucleic acid binding; poly(A)-specific ribonuclease activity.